AUGAAGAGACAAGGAGAUACACCAACAACAAAGAAUGAUCAAGUUGUAAAAAAGAAAAAGACAACUGGUAAACCACAACCAUUGACCAAAUUGUCUAGAUCAAGAGAGCCAAUUGCUCCACCACCCAAACCAACACAGAUCGUACCAACAAAGGCUAUCCCAGUUGGUAGCAUACACUUUAACGACAUUGGUACAACCUUGACAGCACAACAAGAUCAUCGUGCUGAAUCGGCUAGUGUCAUGCAAUGGAUGUUGGGAGGCAAGUUAAUGUUGGACGAGUUUUAUGACGACUACUUUGGUUUGCAACACUAUAUUGUCAAGCGUAACGAUCCAAACUACUACAAAAACUUUUUCACCAAGGAUUCAAUCGACAAGAUGCUCAAGAGCAACAACCUCAAGUUUACCGAAAACAUUGAUAUCACCAACUAUGUCGACAAUGAACGUCAAACACUCAACCCCGACGGAAAGGCAUACCCAGCCGUCGUAUGGAAGCAUGUCCGUGAUGGAUGCUCUCUUCGUCUCCUCAACCCACAAACAUUCAACAUGAACGUAUGGAAGGUUCUCUCAUGUCUCCAAACCUACUUUCAGUGUGGUAUGGGUGCCAACAUCUACCUCACUCCAGCUGGUGCUCAAGGUUUUGCUCCUCACUAUGAUGACGUUGAUGUAUUCAUCCUCCAACUUGAAGGAAAGAAAGUUUGGAGAUUAUAUGAACCACGUUCAGAACAAGAAAGAUUACCAAAGAAAUCAAGUGAAAACUUUGAACAAGAUGAAAUUGGAGAACCAAUAAUAGAAGUUACAUUGGAAGCUGGUGAUAUGAUGUAUUUCCCACGUGGUAUUAUUCAUCAAGCUUACAGUCCAAAGGAUGUACAUUCAUUACAUAUUACCAUCUCGACACAGAUGAAUAACACUUGGGGUGACUUGUUUGGCAAGGUUAUCACUAGAGCAUUGGAUAUUGCCAAUGAGGAAGCCGUUGAAUUCCGUCAAGGUCUUCCACGUGACUAUACCGAUUAUCUAGGUGUCAUCAAUUCAGACAAGGUCGGUGAUGAACGUAGAAAGGAAUUGUUGGAUCAUGCCAGUAUGUUGUGGGAAAAGUUGGGCAACUAUCUACCAGUAGACAUUGGUGCCGAUUUGAUGGCUGUCAAAUACCUCCAUGACUCUCUUCCACCAUUCCUCUCUACACAAGAAAAGAAACAUACUAUUGAAGAUGACAGUGCUGCCGCCUCACUCAAGCUUACUCAACGUGUUCGUCUACUCAGAAAGGAUGCAGUCAGACUUGCCAUUGAAGAGGUUGCAGUCGUAUACCACACCAUGGACAACACUAGAGUCUAUCAUCAAGUUGGCGAAGAGCCAGGUGUCAUUGAAUUUACACUCGACUGUGCCGACGCCAUCGAACACCUCAUUUCAUCCUAUCCACGUUACGUCAACAUCACAGAUCUUCCAGGUACAGAUGCUCAAAAACUUGAUAUUGUUAAUGCUUUUUAUGAAAAGGACAAACACACAAAUUUAGCGAUCGAUAACAACAUAAGAGUCGAUACCCUUACUGGCCAAUUAUUAGGUACAAAGAGAAAUAAUUGA
Cavenderia fasciculata is the source of this 1575-nucleotide messenger RNA. It is a transcript of the gene jcdG, whose product is annotated as transcription factor jumonji. The record is from RefSeq and is a predicted model, not a curated record. Gene Ontology annotation, cellular component: nucleolus. NCBI's taxonomy places the organism in Eukaryota, Evosea, Eumycetozoa, Acytosteliales, Cavenderiaceae. Gene Ontology annotation, molecular function: histone H3K36 demethylase activity; histone H3K4 demethylase activity. Bases 1 to 1575 code for a protein of 524 amino acids. The transcript is spliced from 5 exons.